AUGGCAGACUACUCGGGCGAACUACUUCCCUACGAAUUCUUCUGGCGCGAUCAUCAGCAAUGGCUUGAGGAGAAGGGCUACAUGCUGCGUCCCCGCUACAGGCCUGGAUGGGUUCCAUCUUGGCUAGGGACCGACGCUUUUUAUUGGCGGUUCGAAGACGGCAUAUCAAUCAACUUCGCUCAACUUAUGGACGCUAAACGUGUAUCGGAUGGCGCGACAGUGGCUAUAAAGCGCGUAUCCAGGAAGUUGCAUCCGUACGAGCUCGACAUAAGCCAGCUAUUCUCCACCGACCCACUAGCAGCGGAUCCACGAAAUCAUUGCGUUCCAAUAUACGAGGUGCUUCAAUUACCGGAGGACAGCGACAUUAUAUUACUGGUGAUGCCUCUUCUACGAGGAUAUAACAACCCCCCUCUGCAGACAAUCGGGGAGGCCGUUGAGUAUUUUCGGCAAGUAUUUGAGGGCAUUUCCUUCAUGCAUGAGCAUCAUGUUGCCCAUCGGGACUGCAUGAACAUGAACAUAAUGAUGGAUCCGAAACCGCUCUUCCCAAGAAUGUACCACCCGCAGCGCGAGAAACGCAACGUAGACUUUAAGGGGCAAGCAAAAUAUUAUACACGCACGGCUUGCCCGACAAAGUACUACUUCAUUGACUUCGGCUUGUCGCGUCGGUACAAUCCCGCAAACGGUCCCCCUAGAGAAUAUCCCAUCCGAGGUGGGGACAGGACCGUUCCAGAGUUUUGCAACUUGGAAGAGCCUUGUGAUCCAUUCCCUACGGAUAUCUAUUACAUCGGCAAUAUGAUCAGGGAAGACUUCUUACAGACGUUCCGCGGACUCGAUUUCAUGACUAGUCUUGUCAGCGACAUGGUCCAAGAUGAUCCUACUCAAAGACCCGUCAUCAGCGAGGUUGCUAAACGCUUCGAAGUCCAGCGUAGGACACUGGGUUUCUUCAAGCUACGUUCAAGACUUGUCAGACGCGACGAAUUUUGGGUGAUGUAUAUCUUCCGCACCAUACGGCACGUCUUCCGAACGAUCAGUUACGUCCUGACCCACCGUCCCGCGAUACCUUCCCCUUGAUGUCUCAUCAUCUCUAUCUGACUUUGUUAAUAUCUGUGCUUUACGUCGCCUGAUCCGACUACUCGCCCUGCUGUUUGGUUGUCUGUGUAACUCAAUGGAAAACAAACAGGAUGAUCUCUGCUCCAUC
This is a messenger RNA of Postia placenta MAD-698-R-SB12, 1198 nucleotides long. RefSeq lists its product as hypothetical. Gene Ontology annotation, biological process: protein phosphorylation. The coding region runs from base 1 to 1071 and encodes 356 amino acids. The record is from RefSeq and is a predicted model, not a curated record. Gene Ontology annotation, molecular function: protein kinase activity; ATP binding. The transcript has 5 exons. NCBI's taxonomy places the organism in Eukaryota, Fungi, Basidiomycota, Agaricomycetes, Polyporales, Adustoporiaceae.